Molecule: messenger RNA, 1428 nt
Organism: Alternaria burnsii
Lineage: Eukaryota; Fungi; Ascomycota; Dothideomycetes; Pleosporales; Pleosporaceae
Exons: 2
Coding region: 1-1428 (475 amino acids)
Molecular function (GO): protein binding
Source: RefSeq, a predicted model, not a curated record
AUGGCCAUAAUCAUCGAUCUACCACCAGAAAUCCUGGAACAGAUUUAUCACUACUUAGGUAGCAUCGACGACGUCCACCACUUCGGACGAAUGUGCAGUAGGACUCAUCAUGUCAUCCAAAAACAAAACAUCUACCUCGAGAUCAUGCGCUCAAUCAUUCACUCUUCACCCCAACACCGCUACGACUUCCAGCUUUGCAGAUCCCUGGACCUCCAUCGCAAGAUCGUAGCGCACUUGGAACGACAUCCUACACCAUUCGCUGCCAGCCAACCCGGAGUCUUCAGUUUCAGUAUCUGGGAAACGCAACUGAUGCAGACUGCCAGGGGCUGUUCUAGUCCGGCUGAAUGGACAGAUGACAUGAUCUGUGACAUACUGGCCAGGUACCAGGGGCUGCGUGUUCUGGAAAACAUUUGGCUGGAACGAGAACUGCAAGAGCAAGCUUUUCUAUCUGUGGAGGAUACCUCGGAUGCACAGCGGUUUGUCCAUCGCUUUGCAACACUUGUUGAUCGCGAGCAGAAGUUCAGAGACGGAGAUCUACCUCGAAGGAACCCGAAUACGCCGCAUACAUGGUAUUACACCGAAUUGAACGCGGAUCAGAGAGAGCGUUUCUAUGCCGCUAUAACGUGUGUCUGGCUCCUCAACGAGAUACGAUGGGUCUUGACCAACUUUGCUUAUCCGGCAAACUUUACUGUUCAGAUCGAGAUUCUGGGGGCGUUGAAGGCGAGGAUAGAAUGGGAGACUAGAACACCACUACUGGACGAACUGGAUCGACACGCCGUGUUCACGUUCAUGUACCAUCAUCUAAUCCCCCUCCACGCUUUAUUCAUGGCAGAUGCAAGCUCCUCAAAACUACCCUUCACAUUCGCGUCCGAUUUUUCCAAGGACACGGCUCAUUGCACCAGAUUACUUCAGCUCUUCCUCAUGGCCUCUCAAACCUACUUCCAACCCCCUGACCUCAUCGACCUAAUGCUCCGCUCCCGCACAUCGCGUAAGCCGCCUUAUCCCCUCCUUUUGACACCCUGUUCAACCGAAAAAUACCGUCGACCCCUCCCCUCCCUCUUCUAUCCCGGCCACGACCUCAAUUGCACACACCUCAAGCCGUCCUUCCAACGCACAUCAAUCGCGCACCUCACCUUGAUAACACGUUCGUCGUUCCAUCAAACUAGUCAUGAUAUGAGUCAAGGUGGUAUUAGUCCAUCGGCGCUUGGGGAAGCCUUGUUCAAGGUUCCGGACCAUGCGAGGCGGUAUCUUGCGGAUCGUGUCUUGGUGGCGUUUGAAAAGGACGAGGUGAGGGAAAGAGGAAAGAGGGAAAUAAGAGGGGUGUGGGGGAAGAAGUGGAGCAUAGUUGGGUGGGCGGUUUGGUGGUGGGCUGGGAGUGAGGAGAAGGCUAGGAUGAAGAUGGAAAGGUUGCGGACAAUCGAGCAGUGA